Symbiodinium pilosum is the source of this 306-nucleotide messenger RNA. The record is from the annotation of a GenBank genome assembly. Lineage: Eukaryota; Dinophyceae; Suessiales; Symbiodiniaceae.
GUGGGUGAGAAGCUGCUGAAGGAUGUUGUCCCCGAGGGGGCUCCGCAGGAGAUCAUUUCCGUGAACACCAAGAAGGAUGCGUUGGGUCACCGCAUCGACAUUAUCGAGUACGCAUACCAGUGGAAGUUUGACGAUGCCAUGGCCAGGCAGCUCCGAAGGAAAAAGUUCCAGCUUCACUGCAAGGCUGCAGUGGUCGUGGCCAGAAAAAAGCAGUUCGUGCUGACCAUUGCAGCGGAGGAGAACAGGUGGCCGAUCCGCGGUGACGACUACAAGAUUGCGAUCGACACUUUCAAGUUGACCUACUGA